Scheffersomyces amazonensis is the source of this 1620-nucleotide messenger RNA. RefSeq lists its product as uncharacterized. Gene Ontology annotation, molecular function: carbohydrate:proton symporter activity. The transcript has a single exon. Gene Ontology annotation, biological process: transmembrane transport; carbohydrate transport. The coding region runs from base 1 to 1620 and encodes 539 amino acids. Lineage: Eukaryota; Fungi; Ascomycota; Pichiomycetes; Serinales; Debaryomycetaceae. The record is from RefSeq and is a predicted model, not a curated record. Gene Ontology annotation, cellular component: plasma membrane.
AUGGUGAAAAAGGUUUCAUUCAGUGACAGAGUUAUCUCCUCUUCCAAGGAGAUUAUAAGCCUAAAUGCAGCCAGAGAUAGUGAUAAGGAAUAUAAUGAAAUUGAGUUACAAAGUAUCAAUAGGUCACCUUUUCCAAAUCAGUUAGUUGAUUCUACAUCUCCAAAUUCAUUGGUUUCCAUUCAAUUAAGUCCUGAUAGUAAUGCUAAACAGAUAACUAUUAGACAAAGGGGUGAAUAUAAUGUUUAUGAAAACACAGUUGAAGAUUUGACAAUGUUAUCUGAGGACAAAUUGAUAGAACAUACGAACUUAAAGUUUAAUAACUUUAAUUUGUUUUGGUACUGUUUGGUGUUAUCGUUCACUUCAUUUCCUUUGGGAUGGGAUGUUGGAACCAUUACCAACUUAAUUAAUCAUGCGAGUUUUACAAUUAAAUAUUUGUCUAGUUUCAAGCUUGGCUUGGUUAUUUCCAGUUUUAUUCUUGGUAGUUUAGUUGGUUGCUUUUUUAUUCCUUUCCAAACUAACAAACAUCCUCUUAAAUCAUUACUCCAAUUUUCAACAAUCAUAUUUCUAUUGGGAACUUGCUCAGAAUUAUUGUUUUUGAAAUGGGCGAUUAACUAUUGGUGCUUCAUUUUUGGACGAUUCUUGAGUGGUAUUGGGUGUGGCUCUCUUUGUGUUAUUGGUCCCUUGUAUAUGAAUGAAAUCCUACUAAGUGGAUUUAAAUUAAGAGGAUUUUAUUUAUCUUUUUGGCAAUCAUUUGUUUGUUUAAUAAUUUUAAUAGGGAACAUACAAAAUUAUUACUUAAAUUCAGUUUCUGUUGAUAUGAUUUAUGUUCAUCAAGUUAUAAAAAUUUUCUUCGUGUUGUUUGCCAAUAGUCUAAUUCCUAUAUUACCACAUUCUCCGGAAUUUUUUAAAGUAAAAGGGGAUGUAGCAGAGCUAAGAAAGAUUUAUUUGAAAAUAUUGAAAUCUAAUGGCCAAAAUGAAAUUGACAACUUUGUCUCUUUACAAAAUCAACAUCAGUUGCAGUCUAACGACAAGCAUGGAUAUGAAACAAAUUUGAGUUAUGUUGAAUUGUUCCAAACACAAUCUAAUAAAAUCAUAAAAUGUUGUUUUAUUAUGGCUUUUCAACAAUUAACUGGUAUUAACUACUUCUUCUAUUAUGGUCCGAUAAUCUUCAGAAAUUUCAAGCUGGCAUUUAUAAUAAUGAGUCUCGUUAACUUAAUAGGAUCAUUACUUGGAGGCCCUAUUAUCCAUUUAUGGAAUAUUAAAUAUAAUCUCAUAUUAAGUGGUUGCUUAAUGGCUAUUUUGAUGACGGUUUACAGUUUAAUUGGCCAAUUCACUUCACAUCUUGUUCCCUUAAUUGUGUUAAGCAUCACAUUUAUUUUCUUCUUUGCAAUAAGUUGGGGCCCGAGUUGUGGAAUCUUGGUAAAUGUUAUUGCGAACAAUAACCCAAAGAUAGUUUCACUAAGUAUAGGAUUGAACUGGUUGUUUAAUUGGAUUAUAAUCACUAUAAGUCCAUGGAUGAUACAGCGGUUUCAGUUUAACUAUAAUUGGAUAUUUGUUGCAAGUUUGAUUUCUAUGACAUUAUUUAUCCAAAUUUUUAUACCAAAAAAUAUCCUUGGUUAA